CCGAAAGAUGCAUGGUGGUAAUAACGUCUUCUCCAAGUUGUUUCCUCGAUACAGACCGAGCCAACCUAGAGCUUCUACUUUUGCUAAAGGGAGACUCCUUUCCUUUGUCGAUCGUCGCUCAUUCUAAACCGUUUCCGUUGGACCGUUAGCGUCGUCCAAGAUGCACGAAUGCUUUCUACACGAUUCUUUAAAAAUACCUCCUAGUACCUCCCUUUCGUAACUCUCGUCGUUUCUGUUUCUUCGUCCGACGUUGCAUAAAUUUUCGAAUUGCAAAAAAUUUGUUACUCGAUCGUAAUUUUAUUCAUCAUAUGUACCCAUGCAUGUAGACAAAAGUAUAACUAUUUAAGUGAUAUUUAUUACAAGAUUUGUCCGAAUCUUCCCAUAGUCUCAUUAUAGCUCACGAUAGAAACGCGAUGGUAUGGAUCGACUAAACGUUCUCGAGAACGUGCAACGUUUCUAUUCAGUGUUCAAGGUCGAUUACACAUUACCCUCCGUAGUUUCACGACCCACCCAGUGACGUGGGUCGGGUCGAGUUGAUCGCAGACGUCUACUCUCGUUAACGAGACUACUGAUCGUACCUCGUAAUUCCCCGACGAUCAUUUCCGUCAUUUUAAAUUUCGUCUCGUUCGUACGGUGUCUUCUCAAAUCGAUUUCGCCGAUUUGCGUAGAUCUCUCGUGCUAAUUGCUUCAUAAGGACUAUACUUCGGACAGAUGGUACGUAAUAAAGAUACAAUUUCUAUUACCCGAUCGAUUUUAUUAGAAACUCCUUUCCAGGGAAUAACUACGACCGACUAUUACCUCGUCACACAUACGAUUUCUAUUAUUUAAAAUUCUUUGGAAUUUGCCGACCUUGAUGAUAUUUACUGUAACCGCUAUUGGCUUUACCUAUACGUAAUUUGAUAUCGCGUUUGUAAACAAAGGAAAGAGAUUCUCGGAAGCGAAGGUGAUUAAGAGGGGAAGACGAAAGGUCGCGUACGCCGUAGAGAUUAGUUACAAAUCAUUCGUGUCUCGAAAGCCGACUCGUCGUUGUCAGCGGUUGUUUAAUAUUACUAUUCGAUCUGUUAAACUAGUUACGACUGCGUCAUUUUCGACGAUAGAGCAACACGCUCUUUUAUUCGUCCAAGAGUCGACUUAAAAUACGCAUAUUUGGAUAGUCGAUAACACAUUUGAAUAUGAUUAAACUGUAUUUCAAUAUUGUCCCAAAGCGAACACGACAGACUUUAAGUCUGUCUCAUUGGACUUUAGAAUUUCGUAGUACAACACAAUUUUCAAGAUAAUUCUUAACGGUUAUUGAUUUUUUUGUUGGUGUUUUUCCCCUCUCCCCUCUGUUUAUUCUUUUUAAAAGCCGUGUAAUCAAAAUUUGAUGCACCGAAAUAUUUCGUUGGAAAUGUCGCGUGAAUUUCGUUGCGCCGAGAUUUACUAUGUAAUUUUCAUCGGCAUUAAAAAUGAAUUUAUUUGUUUAUUCACAUCGUGCUUUCUGGCGGUACAUUGAGGUGAGCGCGCAAAUGUAACAGUUCGUUGAAUUUGUAGGUGGAUAUUACCGAGCGUUUUGAAAAAGAACGAACGAAAGAUACACUAUAUAUAGAUAUAUUAUAAUUGCAACGAAAAUGCGUUUGAUUUGAGUAGCAAUAUCGUUUGGACGAACGAAAAGUCUUCCUUUACUCGAAGGUCACGAUUUCCUUUUUAUUUUCUUCUUUUCUGCUUGUUGUCCACGCUUAUCGAUCGACGUACGGCGAACUCGAACGAAAAAUUGUUUUUAUUUUGGUGAAAAGCGAUAACGAAGCUCGUUACGAUAUCGCCCCUUCCUUUUCUUUCUCAAUUUAUUUUUCUUUCACGAAGGAGAAAGAAGAAGGAGGGAGAAAAAGGUGAGCAACGUCGGGUCGUCGUGGUCUAACUCAAGGUCGAGAUCCAAUGGCUUUCAACGUUGACGUCGGUAUCCGCGAACUUUGCCAGAUACGCGAGCCCCCGUCAUUUCCAGACGAUCGCUUUCCUCUUUCUUUGACCUUUGACCACGACGCUUGAAGAAAACUUGACAGCUCUUCUUUAGAUUCCCCCGUGUCGCUGAAAACGCAAAGACCGAAAAGUCCUCUUAUCCCUUUUAAUCCUUUGCCGUAAAAUGUCUUUGAUACGUCACGCGCGCUACAUCAUACAUCGACGUUCAACAUCCACGUAUACUGCAUAGCAAAGUAAAAUGAAAUUAGUAGGUACAGAAAAAAUUACAUUUUCAAUUGUACUUUAAGAAGACGUAAUCUCGCGUCUAAUCGUCGACAUCGUAUAAAAUACCUACACAAUCGAUUUUCUCGGAUUGUCAGAUGCGACAACAAUCCGGAGAAUCGAUGGAUCUAUAAGAAAGUAUAGCGAGUCAAAUUUUGCGAGAAUAGUCGCAAACAGGAAGGGGAUACUUUUGGAAAGGAACAACGAGAGGAAGGAGAGAGAACAUCAUCGAUAAAAAGAAAAAAAAAAGAAAGAAAGAAAGAUUGAAGGAGCAAGACAGAAGAAGGAAAGAGAGUCGAUCUCCGGAACGACGAUGGUAGAGGAUGAGAUAGAGGAGCGGAGUCAGGAGUAGCAAUAGCAGCAGCAGCAGCAGCAGCAGCAGCAGCAGCAGCAGCAGCAGCAGCAGCAGCAGCAGCAGCAGUAGCAGCAGCAACAACACCGGCAGUAGCAGCAGUGGCAGCAGCAGUGCCCGGGCAUCAGGGCACGGGCUUUCGUUGGCGCUUGCGCCGCGAGAGAGACGUUUUCCCCGUGCGACGGCUUGUACCUGCAGGAGAGGAAGAAGAAGGGUGCGAGGUGGAAAGAAAGAGCGAGAGGGGGGAGAGAGAGAGAGAGUGAGAGAGAGAAGGAAGGGGAUACCCGUACGGAGUUUAUCGGCGUCGAGCAACGGAGGGUGGUCCUCGCAUAGGUAGAGAGAAGGAGGAUGAUGAUAGUAGUAGUAGUAGUAGGUAGGUAGGUAGGUAGGUAGGUAGGUAGGUAGGUAGGUAGGCUGGCUGGCUGGCUGGCUGGCUAGCUGGAGUAGGAGAGAUCGACGGCGGUUGGCGGUAGUGGUGGUGGUGGUGGUGGCGGUGCUCCGAGGAGUCGGAGGUGGAGGAUUGCCGAGCGUACUCAGUACUCCGAGGCUUUUGAAGAGCAGGCAGGCAGCAGUCUACGGCCCGGGACAGAGGGACCAGGACCGGCCUCGAGAGAAGGAGGAGGUGGUGCGCGGUGGUGGUGGUGGCGGAGAGGAGAGGAGAGGAGAGGAGGAGGAGGUGGAGGCCGAGAAUUUCUCUCUCAUCGUCGUCGUCGUCGUCGUCGUCCUGCGAGAUCUAAAACCUAUAACGAACUAUUCUGCUCGUUCUCGUAUAUUUAUUCGCGCGAGAUAGAACCAAACCGGACGAUUUUUCUCUCUCUCGUACAAACAAGAGAAAGAGAGAGAGAGAGAGAGAGAGAGGAAUAGCGUGUUUUUGAUAAUCGUGUGCUCGUGACCUUGGGUUAGAGUUGACUCGCUUCGGUCUAGCGUUUCGCGUGGUUAUCACGUUGCCUCGUGUCAUCGGUCGCUUCCUUUCCGUAAACUCGUCGAUUGCCUCUCGCCGAGAAUAAAAGAAGAUAGAGGCAAGGAUAGAGGCGCCUGAGGCAAAAAGCAAAAGCGAAAGAAGCGGGAAGCUUUAGGCGGCAAGCGCGGUGAGGUUAACCGCGUACUUCCUCGUGGAGGUAGUCGAAGACAAGCGGCGAAGGAGAUGUGCGGAGUCGUUUGGCCGGGAGCUGCACGGAGCACGUGCCACGCACGCAGAAGGCGCUCCAGGCGACAUCAGGUGCGCUAAUCCGGGACGCAAGAGGGGAAGUAAGAGAGAGAACGUUCAAUCUGUCGUCUCCUUCCCAAUUCCUCUUUCUUCCUUUCUUUCUCUCUCUCUCUCCUCCUCCUCUUCCUCCUCCUCCUCCUCCUCCUCCUCCUCCUUCCCCUCCCUCUCCUUCCUCCUUCUUCCUUUCUUUUCCAUAUCCGCGCGAAUCUCAAUUUUUCGAUCGUACGAUCCUUCUUCUCCCUCCAAUUCGUCGAUCGGUGAAUCGUUCUCGAGUGUCUCGAGUGUGAACUCAGGAAUGAGUGGGCAAACUUGUCGUUCUGUUGGUGCUCGUAACGUCGAGGAGGAAGCAAGAGGUGACAGGACAGUCCAGAUGAUCCUUGUGCUCGCGGCUAUCGUCACAUUCCUCGGCGUCGAUGGCAUUGGACACGCCGUCGUUGCCGCUUAUCCUGCCGUUGGGCACGUCUCUACCGGCAAAACGGCAUUUCAUCAAGAAUCGUUAAGCCCAAAUAUCGGGCCAAUCAUCGUCGCUCCCGUUGGAAAUCAAACCGCUGCGGUCGGUCGAGAAGUAGUUUUCUCCUGCAGCGUUCGAAACAUCGGAAAGUUCAAGGUCGCAUGGCUGCGAGCCUCCGACCAGACGGUUCUGACGGUCCACACGAGAACGGUGACGCACAAUGCGCGUAUCUCAGUCUCCUACGAGACCGGCAGUAAUUCCGGCUCCGGUGCUACGUCCGGCGCCUUCGGUGUGACAGGAAGUAGCCAAGUUACGGAGGAAGUCGUCAAUGGCACGUGGCGCUUGCACAUUCGUCAGCUGAAGGAGUCCGACAGGGAUUGCUACAUGUGCCAGAUCAACACCAGUCCAAUGAAAUCCGAGUUGGGUUGCGUCGACAUACUUGUUCCACCGGACAUAGUAUACGGAGGUGAGACCACCGCGGAUCUAGCAGUUUCGGAGGGUGACAACGCGACCUUGAGCUGCAGAGCAACCGGUCGACCAACUCCGAGAGUGUCAUGGCGACGAGAGAAGAACGAGCCCAUUUUCAUAAGGGCCUCUUCUACCGUCGCACCCACCGUGACGGUACCCAAUCAGCUAUUAGGCGCACCUUUGGGCACCGAGGUAACAUUGAAGUGUUACGUCGAGGCUUUCCCAAAUACGAUUAAUUAUUGGGUGAAAAAUCAUCGUGGGACGAACGACGAGAUGCUGCUAGAGGGACCGAAGUACAGCGUUCGCGAGGAACGAUCGGGCUAUAAAGUCCUAAUGGAGUUGGCGAUCAAAGGAUUCACGGAACAGGAUGUGGGGAGCUACAAAUGCAUCUCUACUAACAGUCUUGGCCGGGCCGAUGGUACCUUAAGAUUGUAUGAGAUCAAAAUCGGCUUUGACAGAACGUCUCGUGGGAAGGACCACGUGUCUAUCAUAGGCGGUUUAGCAGAAGCCGCUCAAAGUUCCGGGGCGAGCAAUGCCGGUGGAAGGGCUCCAGGAUACACUAACAGCUUGUCGCAUAUUCUUUCGAUGUUUCUCUUCAUACCAGUACUCUGGCCACGGUGAAGAAGGCAUCCCUUCUUGUUCACUGCAAAGUUGCUGAGUACCGGAUGAUUGUGUGCCAAAAAGAGGUUUCUCCAAAGGGCGAAAAAUACGCGAAAUUGUCGUUCGAGCACAAGGAGUGUGCGUGCGUGCGUGCGUGCGUGCGUGCGUGCGUGCGUGCGUGCG
Molecule: messenger RNA, 5475 nt
Organism: Vespa mandarinia (Asian giant hornet)
Lineage: Eukaryota; Metazoa; Arthropoda; Insecta; Hymenoptera; Vespidae
Product: lachesin
Cellular component (GO): neuron projection
Source: RefSeq, a predicted model, not a curated record